CGAGCCGGGCUAUGGAUUAGUACCCUAGCCCCAGCAUGGAAUGCUCACAAUAGUCACCUUUACAACCACGCCAUUGUAUCAGCUUCCAACAAUCAGGGCAUCCCAGCUACGUUGGAGGUGUACGUGAUACUCGGCACAAGUGACACACAAUUUCUAGUAGAAUUAUCACACAAUGGUGUUGGUAUAUCACCCAUCACCCUAGGCCGGAGAUGUGGCUCGAAAUAGAUAAGCGAGCCCACCAGGCCAGGCGCCCCCCCCCCGGCUAAUCUCCGUGCUGGCUCGGGGCGGGGGGAGGGGCAGGUGAGCUCCCCAUAUAUAAGCACCUUGUAGUCCUUUAGAUAUUGCUCUUCCAUUCCACCACCCUUUUAAUACACGAUAUCACUAUCUCAGUACUUUUCUAGCAAUCUGCCAUGGAAAGGGAACUGAAUUUCGAUAAAGCUGAACUGGCCAUGCGUCAGGCGUUCGACCUCUUCCAACUGGGAGCAUCUAUGCUUAAGAAGGAGGACAACUCAUCUUCAGCAGGCAAGACCAGCUCUUCCGCAGCGGUGCGUUCCAAGAAGAAGGUGUCCUCCAAGAAAAAGGCCUCUAGAAACACUGUCUUUGACGAUGAACAAACUACACCUGAUGACGAUAGCGAGGAUGAACUGGCUGGCGAUGACAACCUCUACAGAAGCAGUAAGGUGAUGAAGAAAACCGGUUCUUUUACGAAUGAAGAUUACUACCUGGGUUAUUCACACAGGUAUAUCGACUUCACUGCAGGAAACCCCACAACGUAUCACGUUGUGGAGCACUUUUCGAAGCUUUUGGAAUCAAAGGGGUUUACCUAUCUCUCUGAAAAGGAAGAUUGGGGUGAAUUGACACCUGGCUUGUACUAUACCGUUAGAAAUGGUACCAACCUAGGUGCAUUUGUCCUUGGUGAAGGGUGGAAACCUGAGUUCGGAUCAGGUAUUGUGGGUGCCCAUGUCGAUGCUUUGGCUGCAAAGCUGAAGCCUGUUUCCAAAAAGUCCAAAGUUGACGGUUAUGAACUGCUAGGUGUGGCACCGUAUGCCGGUGCCCUCUCGCCUGUUUGGUUCGAUAGAGACUUGGGUAUCGCUGGUAGAGUCCUUGUCAAAGUUAAAGAUCCAAAAUCACCUGUUGGCUACAAUAUUGUAUCCAAAUUGGUCGACUCUUCCCCAAAGCCAAUUGCAAGAAUCUCUACUCUGGCUCCUCACUUUGGUGCGGUGUCAAAUCCACCUUAUGAUACAGAGGAAAAGGCAAUUCCUGUCAUUGCAUUCUCGCCAGGUCCAGAUGCGCCUCCUUCAGAGGCAGAAAAGAGUGCACCAUUGUAUGGUAAGCAUUCUCUGGAAUUGUUGAGAUACAUUGCGUCAUUGGCUAAGGUGGAGGUGCAAGAUCUUGCCAUCCUGGACUUGGACUUGUUCGACGUUCAAAGGGGAACCCUAAGUGGUAUUAAGGAUGACUUUCUCAUUGCCCCAAGAAUUGAUGACAGAUUGUGCUCGUUUGCUGCACUUCAUGCUCUGUUGGAGUUUGCCGAAAAGCCAAUCCCUAAGGGUCUAUUCAACCAAGUACUACUCUACGAUAAUGAAGAGAUUGGUUCCUUAACGAGACAAGGUGCUAAAUCCAAUUUGAUCACAAGCAUUACUCAAAGAGUCAUCGCUUCAACCCAGGACAUUGCAGAUGGCCAAAGUGUUGAUACGUUGUCGAAGAUCUCAUUUGCUAACUCGAUUAUUUUGUCAGCUGAUGUUACACAUCUGUUGAACCCUACUUAUAAGAGUGAAUACCUUGAGAACCACUUCCCAUUGCCAAACAUUGGUGUUACUGUUGCGCUUGAUCCGAAUGGCCAUAUGGCUACAGAUUCUGUUGGUUGGUCCCUUGUUGAGGAGCUAGCAAAGAUAAACGAUGAUAAAAUCCAAUAUUUCCAGAUUAAGAACAAUGCAAGAUCUGGAGGGUGCAACAAGCUAACAGCAAUCUGCGUUAUCAAUCAUAAUAACGAUACGUUUGUUAAAACUAAUUUAUACAAUCUGGCGACCUUGAAACUAUGA
Williopsis jadinii is the source of this 2039-nucleotide messenger RNA. It is a transcript of the gene APE1, whose product is annotated as metalloaminopeptidase APE1. Gene Ontology annotation, cellular component: fungal-type vacuole. Gene Ontology annotation, biological process: proteolysis. The record is from RefSeq and is a predicted model, not a curated record. Bases 411 to 2039 code for a protein of 542 amino acids. Lineage: Eukaryota; Fungi; Ascomycota; Saccharomycetes; Phaffomycetales; Wickerhamomycetaceae. Gene Ontology annotation, molecular function: metalloaminopeptidase activity; zinc ion binding. The transcript is spliced from 2 exons.